CCACCACUCAGUUUCCACACAUUUGUCCUUCGUUGAACUCUCUCCAUACCCAUUCUGUUAACUAUAUUCUAUUCUGUUAUCAUCCCCUGCUCUUUUCUUUUCGCCCAAUUUUGGGUUAAACCCUAACCUAUACAUACACAUACACACACAAAUUGUAUACGUAUAUAUUGUUUAUCUGCGAUGCAGGCCUCUUCGGUGAUGCUCGGCGCGACGCCUAUGGUUGCUCCGGUUCAGGUCAAACCUCUCGUGUAUGUUCCACCGACUUCGAGUGUCGUUGCGUCGCGGACUUGCCAGACCAGGAGGAUUACUCUGUCGAAAUCGAGACGGAAGCCUGCUCGUGCUCAAUUUGUUAGCAACAAGAAUGUGUGGAAGCCAUACAGUUCAGUCCUGGUUGAAACCUCCGCACAAAAAGUAUCAUCUGACCAGUUGAGAUGCUUCUCUUGCCUCCAUCAUGGCGCCAGGAGGAAAUAUCGUGUAAACAGAUCCAUGCCAACAGUUUUUGUCGACAAAUCUUCUUCAUUUUUGUCGAGGAGGGAACUUGACAAUAUUUUUGUAAAACAAGCUCAUAUUCCUCAUGCUGUUGUCGGUCCAGAUGAGCCACAUGCAGCCAGUACGACCUGGCCAGAUGGCGUUCUAGAGAAACAGGAGUUAGAUCUAUUGGAUCCUCAAAUAGGUGGAGGUGAAAUUACAUCCUUAGAGGAUUUUUUAGCUUCAGAGCUUCCGUCUCACCCAAAGUUGUAUAGAGGGCAACUGAAUAAUGGACUUCGAUACCUUAUUUUACCAAAUAAAAUUCCAGCAAACAGGUUUGAAGCUCACAUGGAGGUUCAUGCGGGAUCAAUUGAUGAAGAAGAAGAUGAGCAAGGGAUAGCACAUAUGAUUGAGCAUGUUGCAUUUCUUGGGAGUAAAAAGCGUGAAAAGCUAUUGGGUACAGGGGCACGAUCUAAUGCUUACACAGAUUUUCAUCAUACUGUGUUUCAUAUUCAUUCACCAACUCGUUCAAAGGACUCUGAUGGGGACUUACUUCCUGUGGUUCUGGAUGCAUUGAAUGAGAUAGCUUUUCACCCCAAUUUUCUUGCUUCUCGAGUUGAAAAAGAAAGGCGAGCAAUAUUAUCAGAGCUGCAGAUGAUGAAUACCAUUGAGUAUCGUGUCGAUUGCCAGUUGCUACAACAUUUGCACUCUGAGAACAAGUUGAGCAAAAGAUUUCCAAUUGGACUAGAAGAGCAAAUUAAGAAGUGGGAUGCAGAUAAAAUAAGGAAAUUCCAUGAGAGAUGGUACUUUCCGGCAAAUGCAACUUUAUAUAUUGUGGGAGACAUUGACAACAUAUCAAAGACAAUAGCUCAUAUUGAAGCUGUCUUUGGGCAGACAGGAAUAGAAAAUGAAACUGUUACAGCACCUACUCCCAGUGCAUUUGGUGCAAUGGCUAACUUCCUUGUUCCUAAGCUUACAGUAGGGUUGGGUGGUAAUCUAUCUCAAGAGAGGUCAUCUUUAUCCGCUGACCACUCAAAAAUGAGGAAGGAGAGACAUGCAGUUCGCCCUCCUGUCGAGCAUAAUUGGUCUCUUCCUGGGAUUGGUGAAGAUGUGAAACCUCCUCAAAUAUUUCAGCAUGAGUUGCUUCAAAAUUUCUCGGUUAAUAUGUUCUGCAAGAUUCCUGUUAAGAAAGUUCGAACAUUUGGAGACUUGCGAAAUGUUUUGAUGAAGAGGAUAUUUCUUUCUGCUCUGCAUUUCAGGAUUAAUACUCGAUACAAGAGUUCAAAUCCUUCAUUCACCUCUAUUGAGUUGGAUCAUAGUGACUCUGGGAGGGAAGGUUGCACCGUGACCACACUUACAGUAACCGCUGAACCCAAAAAUUGGCAAAAUGCUAUUAAAGUGGCUGUUCAGGAGGUCCGCCGGCUUAAGGAGUUUGGUGUCACGAAAGGAGAAUUAGCUCGAUAUAUGGAUGCUUUGCUAAAAGAUAGUGAACAGUUAGCAGCUAUGAUUGAUAAUGUCGCAUCUUUGGAUAAUUUGGAUUUUGUUAUGGAGAGUGAUGCGCUCGGUCAUACCAUCAUGGAUCAAAUGCAGAGUCAUGAGAGUUUACUCGCUGUUGCUGGGACAGUCACUCUUGAAGAAGUAAACUCUAUUGGUGCCGAGGUGUUGGAAUACAUCUCUGAUUUUGGGAAACCAUCUGCACCCAUUCCUGCUGCAGUUGUUGCCUGUGUGCCUAAAAAAGUACAUGUUGAGGGAGUAGGUGAAUCUGAGUUUCGAAUAACACCAGCUGAGAUAAUAUCUGCUGCCAAAGAAGGUCUAGAAGAACCAAUAGAGCCAGAGCCGGAGCUUGAAGUGCCAAAAGAAUUAAUCAGCUCUAAACAGCUUGAUGAACCAAGGUUGCAGCGCGAACCUUGCUUUAUCUCAGUAAGUCAAGAUGCAGGUUCCUCAAAAGUCUAUGACAAAGAAACUGGAAUUACUCAACGGCGUCUUUCUAAUGGAAUCCCAGUAAAUUACAAGAUAACAAGUAAUGAGGCAAAAGGAGGAGUCAUGCGGCUCAUAGUUGGUGGUGGAAGAGCGGCUGAAACUCUGGAGGCAAAGGGAGCUGUGGUUUUGGGCGUUCGAACCCUUAGUGAGGGUGGCCGUGUUGGAAAUUUCUCAAGGGAGCAGGUUGAACUUUUCUGUGUGAAUCACCUGGUUAAUUGUUCACUUGAGUCAACCGAAGAAUUUAUUUGUAUGGAGUUCCGUUUCACUUUAAGAGAUGAUGGGAUGCGUGCGGCUUUCCAGUUGCUUCACAUGGUACUUGAGCAUAGUGUAUGGCUGGAUGAAGCAUUUGAUAGGGCAAGACAAUUAUACCUAUCUUAUUACCGUUCUAUACCAAAAAGCUUAGAACGCUCAACAGCUCACAAGCUGAUGCAAGCAAUGCUGAAUGGAGAUGAGCGGUUUGUGGAACCCACUCCACAAUCAUUACAGAACUUAAAUUUGCAAUGCGUGAAAGAUGCAGUGAUGAAUCAAUUUGUUAGUGAUAAUAUGGAGGUGAGUAUUGUGGGCGACUUCUCAGAAGAGGAUAUUGAGUCUUGUAUUCUUGAUUAUCUUGGCACAAUUUCAGCAAGUACUGGAUCUGAAAGGGCACAAAGAUAUCACCCAAUCAUAUUCCACCAAUGUCCACCCAGUUUGCAUUUUCAACAGGUAUUCUUAAAAGAUACUGAUGAAAGAGCAUGUGCGUAUAUUGCUGGCCCUGCACCAAAUCGCUGGGGAUUUUCAUGUCUGGGUGAAGAUCUAUUUGAAAGCUUAAGGGAUGUUUCAGCCUAUGAUGGUGAAAUAUCAGUAACAGAGUCUCUUGUAGAAGUCCAAGAUGUUAAGAAGGAUAUGCAAAAAAGGCUACACAGUCACCCAUUAUUCUUUGCCAUUACACUGGGACUUCUGGCAGAAAUAAUUAAUUCGAGGCUUUUUACUACAGUCAGGGAUUCUCUUGGAUUGACUUAUGAUGUAUCCUUCGAACUGAACUUGUUCGAUAGGCUGAACCUUGGGUGGUAUGUGAUCUCAGUAACGUCAACCCCAGCAAAGGUCCAUAAAGCAGUUGAUGCUUGCAAGAAUGUCCUAAGAGGCUUGCAUAGUAGCAAGGUUGUCCAAAGGGAACUAGACCGGGCGAAGCGGACACUGUUGAUGAGACAUGAGGCUGAAACUAAGUCAAAUGCUUAUUGGCUUGGACUCUUAGCUCACUUACAAGCAUCCUCUGUGCCAAGGAAGGACAUAUCCUGCAUUAAGGAUCUUACGAUGCUAUAUGAGGCUGCCACAAUUGGUGAUAUAUACCUCGCAUACGAGCAAUUGAAAAUAGAUGAUGACUCCUUGUUCUCAUGCAUUGGAGUUGCUGGGGCUCAGGCAGGGGAAGAAAUAAUAGAUGAGGUAGAGCCUGUUGAGCACUUCCAUGGUGUCAUUCCAGUAGGCCGUGGUUCAUCUACAAUGACAAGACCAACAACCUAACGUUCUAUGUUCAUGUCUUAUUUUUUCUCUCUACUAUGCAGGCAUAAUUGAGCAUGAGGUGGCUGUAGUUUGACAAAACUUUGAUGUCCACCUUCUCAGAAGACCUUAUAUGCUAUCACGUAGAUGAUUUGCAACAAAUGUUAGCUCAAAGUUUAGUGUAUGGUUACAUAGGGAAAUACUGGCAAUCUCAAAAAGCUAUCCUAAAUUUAUCCAGGCGAAUUUUGGUCUCAUACUGCAACGUUUAAUUUGUUUGAAGUAUGAGCAGAGCAAGAUUAUAAGCAAUUAUCAGAAGGCGGGAGUGUCAAAGCUUUAAAUAACAGUGACUUUGUAUUACUGCUGGUUGAAUGGACCAUACAAACCAUCUUGUAGAACCUAGAAUGUGCACACCUUAUAGUUCCAUAAGUACAGUUACAUAAUAAAUUGUAUGCUUAGUAGGUUAGAUAAAUAGACGAUUUACUGUUGCCUUUCUGUCAUGGCUUAGGUGUAUCUCAUUUGUUGUGUAUAUUAGAUGUAUCAUUCUUAGAAAUCUCAGAAUAGCAAAAAAUAAUAUGUAUAAUGUCUUCUUCAUUAUGUAGAACUAAUUUAUUUGUUCUCACCUAA
Daucus carota subsp. sativus is the source of this 4545-nucleotide messenger RNA. RefSeq names its product stromal processing peptidase, chloroplastic. The transcript has 25 exons. Gene Ontology annotation, molecular function: metal ion binding. The coding region runs from base 181 to 3945 and encodes 1254 amino acids. The record is from RefSeq and is a predicted model, not a curated record. NCBI's taxonomy places the organism in Eukaryota, Viridiplantae, Streptophyta, Magnoliopsida, Apiales, Apiaceae.